Messenger RNA from Gigantopelta aegis, 2224 nucleotides. RefSeq names its product E3 ubiquitin-protein ligase RGLG2-like. The record is from RefSeq and is a predicted model, not a curated record. The transcript has a single exon. The coding region runs from base 363 to 1394 and encodes 343 amino acids. NCBI's taxonomy places the organism in Eukaryota, Metazoa, Mollusca, Gastropoda, Neomphalida, Peltospiridae.
CUGGUAUGAAUGUUCAACCAAUAAGGUCAUGUUUCUUCUACAUCAUCGCCUAUAUUAAUAUUUUAUUUAACUUCUGUUAUACUGUUAGACCGAUGCUGUGGUAUGAGUGUACAACAGAUGACAUGUGGUUUCAGUGCCAGACCGAUGCUGUGGUAUGAGUGUACAACAGAUGUCCAUGUGGUCAUAUUUCCUCUAUGUCAUCGCCAAUAUUAAUAUUUUAAUUUAAAUUCUGUUUCAGUGCCGGACUGAUGCUGUGGUAUGAGUGUACAACAGAUGUCCAUGUGGUCAUGUUUCUUCUACAUCAUCGCCAAUAUUAAUAUUUUAAUUUAAAUUCUGUUUCAGUGCCGGACUGAUGCUGUGGUAUGAGUGUACAACAGAUGUCCAUGUGGUCAUGUUUCCUCUAUGUCAUCGCCAACAUCGCUGGCCUCGUCCUGCACUGGCUGUACUACCAGGAGCGCAUCAAGAAGUCGCGAAGCACAUCCAGCUCAAGCACGGACUUCACGGACAUCUCGGAGAUGAAGAAGGUAAUGCGGUACAAACACACCCCAUCGCUCCUGGCCAUGCUCGGACUCCAGGCUCACCACACGUUCUUCGCAUUCGACGACCAUUUCAACACGUUCAAGGAAGUGAGUCUUGCGUGCAGAAAAGCAGGGCUGGAGAAGUGUGGUCUGAUAAUUGGGGUGGACUUCAGUGCCAGUAACGAGUGGCAGGGCAGGAAGACGUUUUCGAGUCAGAAUCUUCACAGGAUAAUACCAGGAAGGAUUUACAACCCAUACCAGAAGGUGAUCUCCAUCAUUGGGAAGACGUUGGAACCAUUUGACGACGACAAUUUGAUUCCAGCAUUCGGCUUCGGUGACAGUUCUACUCUUGGAAUGGAUGUCUUUUCUUUUGUAUCAUCUGGGAAAAUGUGUUGUGGUUUUUCAGAAGUAUUGGAUCGCUAUUCUGAUAUCGCUACAAAAGUCAAACUAGGUGGACCAACAAAUUUUGCGCCUGUGAUUUACAAAGCCAUAAAUAUAGUGAAAGAAAGCGGCAAGUAUCAUAUUUUGAUCAUCAUCGCAGAUGGGCAGGUUAAUGAAGAACAAACGACAAUUGCCGCAAUUGUGGAGGCCUCGAAUUAUCCGCUGAGUAUUAUUCUGGUUGGUGUGGGCGACGGACCGUGGGAUGUUAUGGAAGAUUUUGAUAACUGUUUACCACAGAGGAAAUUUGAUAAUUUUCAGUUUGUUAAUUUUCAUGCUGUUACCGCAAAAGCCAGAAAUCCAGAAACGGCUUUUGCCCUGCACGCAUUGAUGGAAAUUCCUGAUCAAUAUAAAACAAUAAAAGCCCUCGGUUACAUCACACAGACUAACGAAGGCAAUGGUAACUGUGUACAAAGUCUGGAGGCAGAGAACAGUUAGAACACAAAGCUUGUUGCUCAUGCAAAGGACAUAUUUAUUUAAUGACAUAAUGCCAUUUUGACAGGUUAUUGAGAGAGAGACAGAGAGAGAGAGAGAGAGAGAGAGAGAGAGAGAGAGAGAGAGAGAGAGAGAGAGAGAGAGAGAGAGACAGAGAGAGAGAGAGAGACAGACAGACACACAGAAAGAGAGAGAGUGACUGACAGAGUUGGAGUGACAGAAAGAGAAGCAGGGUUUUAGAUCACACUAAUUUUGGCACUGCAGGCUUUUUGUCUGUUCUGAGCAAACUAAUGUCUUUUUAGUGCAGUAAUGUUAAUAAUAGCUCCCAAUGAGUUGUACAUAUUCACAAAUGCAUUUCCAGUUAUUUUAAUCUAAUACAGCUUAACAUUGCCUUGAUUUUGAGGUGAUAUGUUAAAGGUGGCAUGUUUGUAUUCAUUUUGACUUGCUUAUUUUGGGCAUACUUUUUUGGGGCACACCCUAUAUUGCCUCAGCUUUGGUGCUGUCUAAAGCACUGAGAAGAGAGACACAGUGAGAGAAACAGGAAGAGAGAGAGGGGAGAUAUAUAUAUAUAUAUAUAUAGAGAGAGAGAGAGAGAGAGAGAGAGAGAGAGAACGAGAGAGAGAGAGAGAGAGAGAGAGAGAGAGAGAGAGAGAGAGAGAGAGAGAGCCCGCCCUGUUGUGCCACAGAGUCCUUCCAUGAUGCACUUUAUAUGCACUUUCUCAUAGGCAGGAUAAUACCUACCAUAAUGUUUGAUAGACUAUUCAUAGAGCACUGAUUAUUAUGCAGGCAAAGACAGACGUGUGUAUGAAGCAUCUAGAAUGACAGGAAGAUUA